AUGAUUGAAGAUUGCAAACCAGACAAAUUUUCUUUGCUUGAGAUUAUAGACAUGUAUGUAACAGUAGGAGGAGAAUGGGUGAAUGUUGACAUAUAUUAUAGGGUUUUUGGGUACAGUUUGGACAUGGGAGUAAAGCAAUUGAGGUCAGACUGUGAUGUUAUCGUGUUACUAAAAUGUUAUGAAGACCUGCCAGUAGUUGUAAUAUACAUUGAUGAAGUUGACGUUAAUGUCAACGAACAGACUCAAAACAGUGAUACACUUGAGACUGAUUCUAAUGACAGUGACUAUAAAUCCACUGAUGAUGCAGCCUCCAUUGAUGGUCCAACCUCAACUACUGUUGCCUCCACUGCUCCUGUCGCCAAUGUUGCUACCUUCAAUGUUGCUGCUGCCUCUAGUGCUGAUGGUCAAGCCUCCACUACUCCUGCCGCCAAUGUUGCUGCCUCCAAUGUUGUUGCUACCUCAUUGUUGCUGUCUCCAAUGCUGAUGCCUCCAAUGCUGCUGGUGCCUCUAGUGCUGAUGGUCAAGCCUCCAUUGCUACUACCUUAA
This is a messenger RNA of Ilex paraguariensis (yerba mate), 546 nucleotides long. Lineage: Eukaryota; Viridiplantae; Streptophyta; Magnoliopsida; Aquifoliales; Aquifoliaceae. The record is from the annotation of a GenBank genome assembly.